GCACCGCGGUGAUUCUCUCUACAACGCCAGUCACCUACAUACUGUACGUCUGCCUCCCCAGCCGGUUACCAUUCAAGAAUCAGAUUGUGAAACACGGGAACCAGUUUAUAUACAACCAUAAUCAUCUAAGCGAUGGAUCACCAUUCCCAUGGAGAGACCCAGACCUCGCUCACUGACCUUUUGCUGGAUUAUCUAAAGGAUCUCAGUGAUGAAGAGUUGAAGGAGUUUAAACUGCGUCUCCCAGUGAAUAAAGAGUUAAAGCCCCUUCCCAAGGGUCAGAUGAAAACCUCGGGCAGAACAGACUUCGCCGAAAUGAUGAUGAAUUCCUACAGUAAAGCCGGGGCUCUCAAAGUCACGCUUGAGAUCCUGAAGAAGAUGAACCUGAAUGACCUUGCUCAGAGACUGAAGGAAGACCUGCAGAAGUGUAACCAAGCAGGAAGUGAGCAGAGUGACAUGUUGGAUACGAGUCAACUCAUGUUGCACAAAAUAAAAUGUUCCUUGAAAAAGAAAUUUGAGUGUGUGUAUGAAGGGAUAGCUAAGGAAGGACAGCGAAUACUUCUCAGUGAGAUUUACACAGAACUCUACAUAACUGAAGGUGGGACUGGAGCAGUGAAUGAUGAACAUGAAGUGAGACAGAUUGAAACAGCAUCCAAGAAAAGGCAAACAGAAGAUAAUACAGUCAAGUGCAAUGAUAUAUUUAAAGCCUUAUGUGGGUGUGAGACACCUAUCAGAACUGUACUCACUAAAGGUGUGGCAGGUAUCGGAAAAACAGUCUCUGUGCAGAAAUUCAUUCUCGACUGGGCAGAAGGAAAAGCAAACCAGGAUGUUAACUUCAUAUUUGCUCUUCCUUUCCGGGACCUGAAUUUGAUUAAAGGUGAAUACAGUCUGAUUGAACUGCUUCACCGCUUUGUCCCAGAACUGAAAUCACUUGAAUCCACUGAGUUAUUUGGGUAUAAAGUCUUGUUUAUCUUUGAUGGUCUGGAUGAGUGUCGUAUUCCUCUAAAUUUUCGGAACAAUGAGAGUUGGUUUGAUGUAACAACGAAAAUGUCACUGGAUCUGCUGUUGACUAACCUCAUUAAGGGGAAUCUGCUUCAAUCCGCUCUCCUCUGGAUAACCUCCCGGCCAGCAGCAACCAAUCAGAUACCUCCUGAGUACAUCCACCGGGUGACAGAGAUACGAGGGUUCAGUGAUACCCAGAAGGAGGAGUAUUUCAGGAGGAGAUUCAGAGAUGAGAGCCUGGCCAGCAGGAUUAUCACACAUGUGAAAUCAUCAAGGAGCCUCUUCAUCAUGUGCCACAUUCCUGUGUUCUGCUGGAUUUCAGCCAUUGUGCUUAAGAGGCUUUUUAGUGAGACUGACAGGGGAGAAAUUCCAAGGACUCUGACUGAAAUGUACACACACUUCCUGAUCUUUCAGACAAGUUUAAAAAAUGACAAGUAUAUGAAAACCCAUGAAACUAAGCUUAAGGAAUACAGCAAGCAAUUCCUUUUAAAACUUGGUAAACUUGCUUUUGACAACCUUGAGAAAGGCAAUCUCAUAUUUUAUGAGCAAGAUCUGACAGAGAAUGACAUUGAUGUCACUGAAGCUUCAGUUUACUCUGGAGUGUGCACAAAAGUCUUUAAAGAGGAGUAUGGGUUGUACCAGGAGAAGGUGUACUGCUUUGUGCAUCUGAGCAUCCAGGAGUAUCUUGCUGCUUUAUAUGUUUUUCUGUCAAACUCAUCAGCUGACUUGCUGGAGACUGCAGUGGAUCAGGCAUUAGAGAGCAAGAAUGGACACUUGGACCUCUACCUCCGCUUCCUCCUGGGUCUCUCAACAGACUCCAGUAAGACUCUGUUACAAAGGCUACUGGGGCCGACAAGAAUCAGCUCACAUACCAGUAAGGAAACAGCCCAAUACAUCAAGGAGAAAAUAAAGGAGAAUUUAUCUCUAGAAAGGACCAUCAACCUGUUCCACUGUCUGAAUGAGCUGGGUGACAAUUCUCUAGUAGAGGAAGUACAAAGAUACCUGAAUUCAGGAAACAUUUCAGCAGAUGACCUCUCACCUGCACAGUACUCAGCUCUGGCCUUUGUGAUGCUGAUGUCAGAUGAGGAGCUGGAUGUGUUUGACCUGAAGAAAUACAUCAGAUCAGAUGAACAGCACUGCAGGCUGCUGCCUGUGGUCAAGAACUCCAGGACGGCUCUGCCCAGAAUGCCGCUGGCGGAGUGUUAACACGCACCGGUCACAGGGAUCACAUCUACAACGGGCCCAGAAUGCCGCUGGUGGAGUGUUAACACGCACCAGUCACAGGGAUCACAUCUACAACGGACCCAGAAUGCCGCUGGCGGAGUGUUAACACGCACCAGUGACAGGGAUCACAUCUACAACGGGCCCAGAAUGCCGCAGGCGGAGUGUUAACACGCACCAGUCACAGGGAUCACAUCUACAACGGGCCCAGAAUGCCGCAGGCGGAGUGUUAACACGCACCAGUCACAGGGAUCACAUCUACAACGGGCCCAGAAUGCCGCUGGUGGAGUGUUAACACGCACCAGUGACAGGGAUCACAUCUACAACGGGCCCAGAAUGCCGCUGGCGGAGUGUUAACACGCACCAGUGACAGGGAUCACAUCUACAACGGGCCCAGAAUGCCGCCGGCGGAGUGUUAACACGCACCAGUCACAGGGAUCACAUCUACAACGGGCCCAGAAUGCCGCAGGCGGAGUGUUAACACGCACCAGUCACAGGGAUCACAUCUACAACGGGCCCAGAAUGCCGCUGGCGGAGUGUUAACACACACCAGUCACAGGGAUCACAUCUACAACGGGCCCAGAAUGCCGCAGGCGGAGUGUUAACACGCACCAGUCACAGGGAUCACAUCUACAACGGACCCAGAAUGCAGCUGGCGGAGUGUUAACACGCACCAGUCACAGGGAUCACAUCUACAACGGGCCCAGAAUGCCGCUGGCGGAGUGUUAACACGCACCAGUCACAGGGAUCACAUCUACAACGGACCCAGAAUGCAGCUGGCGGAGUGUUAACACGCACCAGUCACAGGGAUCACAUCUACAACGGGCCCAGAAUGCCGCUGGCGGAGUGUUAACACGCACCAGUCACAGGGAUCACAUCUACAACGGGCCCAGAAUGCCGCUGGCGGAGUGUUAACACGCACCAGUCACAGGGAUCACAUCUCCAACGGGCCCUGAAUGCCGCUGGCGGAGUGUUAACACGCACCAGUCACAGGGAUCACAUCUACAACGGGCCCAGAAUGCCGCUGGCGGAGUGUUAACACGCACCAGUCACAGGGAUCACAUCUACAACGGGCCCAGAAUGCCGCUGGCGGAGUGUUAACAUGCACCAGUCACAGGGAUCACAUCUACAACGGGCCCAGAAUGCCGCUGGCGGAGUGUUAACACGCACCAGUCACAGGGAUCACAUCACACCUGCUCUCACAUCCCUGCACUGGCUUCCUCUGUCUUCUAGGAUUGAUUUUAAAGUUCAUUUGCUAAUUUAUUAAAUAUUUACGUGGUUUAGCUCUGUCCUGCCUCAGUAACACGACUGUAAGGUAUGUCCCAGGCAGAUCAGUCAGAUCAUCCGGCAGUAAUUUACUGAUUAUUCCUAAAACCCAGCUGGGGAGGGAGGGGGCAGCUUUUAGUCACUAUGAGCCCAAACUCUGGAACUCUCUCCCAGAAAUCCUGAGAGCUACUGAAUGUCUCAGUACUUUCAAAACUAGGCUGAAAAGGCAUCUUUUCACCAACGCAUAUAAUAAUCUAUGAUAAUCAGUUUUAUUAUUUUAUGCUUUUAUUAAUAUCAGUAAUUGUCGUAGGGCGGUCGCUUCCCCCAGAAGACAUAGGGGCUAGAGGCCCCUUUGAGGAGGGGCCCUUAAAGAGGACAUGGGUAUUUAAAGUCCUUUAUGAUGGUUUUUAAUUUUAUUUUUUUAUAACAUUUUUACUCUAUUUUUAUUUCUUUUGCGCUUAUUGUUAUUUAUUCUGAGCUAAUUUGAAUUUUUUUUUCUUCUUUUUAAAUGUUUGCAAAAUUAUAAACGCUGUGGCUAAAAUGCGCUAUAUAAAUAAUGAUUGAUUGAUUCAGAUAGAUAGAUGAGAGAGAGAGUUUACUUUUAACCACGUUUAUUAAACAGUUAGCAACCAAUCCUAAUCACAGCCCUGGCGGGGUCAGGGACACACUUAAAGCCGUGCCUGAGACUAAGAUACGAAAAACUGAGUUGGGAAGCUCAAAAUUCCCACCAGAAAGCUGCACUUGAAUGACUGACAUUCUGGCUGCUGACUCAGAGAUAGAAGUUGGUGAUGUGACAAUACUGAACUUACAAGAAUGGUGAACGCAUGGUUACUGCAAGGGACAAUGCUUGUGAAAUUCUGUGCAAUGUUUCUUUUUAACUGCUUCAGAAUCUUUGGCUAGAAAGCUGAACUGAAAGCAAAUCAUGAAUCCUUCUGUUAUCUUGCUUUGUAUGUAGCCUAAGCGCGUUUCCUCAGCAAAGACGAUAAUCGCCGGUUAGUCACGGUCAGAUAUCGACACCGGGAUAUUUGUCUUAUUACACUCAUUACUGAUAAUAUCGUCAUAUCACCCAGACGUAAUUGGUGAUUUGACAUGUUCCCAGGUAUAACAAUACAGGGAGAGAAAGGAUUUUACUCAUGGGAUCAGGAAUCCAAGUGCCAGUUGCUGCUGCAUUAGCUGCUGGGAAUGUUCACAUCUCCUCCUUUCAGUGAUACAUGUCGAGUGUAGGGACACCUGGCAGAAAGAUGGCUAAGGACUGCACUGGAAGCACUGGUCUGACUGUUAUGGGAGGUUCACGUCCAUCUUGCUGUUGAUGUGUUCCUAUGUAUUCCUAUAGCUUGUACUUAAUGUUUUUACCUCUAGUUUUGAGCAAAGGUGCACUGACUCACAAUUAGUGAUCAUGUGACUGCAGCAGAUUGUCAGGACGCACAGAACACUCUGCAGACUAUAAUUCAUUUUGAAGUGUAAGCUGUGCUGCUAAUUAUACUGAAAACAAAUGCUUAUUGUAAUGCUUUGUAUUUUACUAAUGUGUAGGAUGUGUAUAUGUCUGUGUCUUAAAGUGUUUUCUGUUUCAGGCUGAACAGCUGUGAUCUCAUAGAUAAACACUGUGAAGUGCUGUCUUCAGCUCUCAGAUCAAACUCCUCACCCCUGAGAGAGCUGGACCUGAGUGACAAUGACCUGCAGGACUCAGGAGUGAAGCUGCUCUCUGCUGGACUGGGGGAUGUACACUGUAAACUGGAGAUACUGA
Brienomyrus brachyistius is the source of this 5230-nucleotide messenger RNA. RefSeq names its product protein NLRC3-like. Lineage: Eukaryota; Metazoa; Chordata; Actinopteri; Osteoglossiformes; Mormyridae. The record is from RefSeq and is a predicted model, not a curated record. The transcript has 7 exons. Bases 133 to 2205 code for a protein of 690 amino acids.